UUGUGCGCUCGAGGUCGGCUUCCUCCUGUCAAUAUACCACUUAAAUGUAGUAGGCUGUUACUGAGAUGCAAUGGAAAUCCUGUGAUCAUGGAUAAACAUCGAAUGAUUUUAUCGUUGUUCGUCUUGGCUGGCUGCUUUGGACUAUAUGAUGCCCUGCUGUGUAACUGCACCAUUGCCGCCUGCGAGAAGCAGGGCUACCAGUGCCAGACGGACGGCGCGUGCAUGGCGUCCACCUUGGUCAUCGAUGGCGUGGAGCAGCGCGUGCGGACGUGCAUCCCCAGCAACCAGCUGGUGCCGCCCGGCCAGCCCUUCUACUGCCUGAGCGCCGACGGCUACCUCAACACCCACUGCUGCUACUCCGACUACUGCAACAGCAUGGACCUGAAGGUGCACCCAGUGACGGCCUGGCCGGCGGGGAGCUACGCGGAGGGCUGGGGGCCGGUGGAGGUGGCGGCGGCGGUGGCGGGGCCGGUCUUCCUGCUGUGCGUGGUGCUGCUGCUCGGACGCUUCCUCUUCCAGCACCACCAGAGGGCCUACGGCCACCGGCACCGCCUGGACGUGGAGGACCCCAGCACCGAGCACCUGUACCUGGCCAAGGACAAGACCCUGCAGGACCUCAUCUACGACCUCUCCACUUCUGGCUCGGGCUCUGGCCUGCCCCUGUUUGUGCAGAGGACAGUGGCGCGGACCAUCGUGCUGCAGGAGAUCAUCGGUAAGGGCCGCUUCGGCGAGGUGUGGCGGGGGCGCUGGAGGGGCGGCGACGUGGCCGUCAAGAUCUUCUCGUCCCGCGAGGAGCGCUCCUGGUUCCGCGAGGCCGAGAUCUACCAGACCAUCAUGCUCCGCCACGAGAACAUCCUGGGCUUCAUCGCCGCCGACAACAAGGAUAAUGGCACGUGGACUCAGCUGUGGCUGGUGUCUGACUACCACGAACACGGCUCUCUGUUUGAUUACCUGAACCGCUACUCCAUGCCCAUUGAGGGCAUGAUCAAGCUGGCGCUGUCCGCUGCCAGUGGCCUGGCCCACCUGCACAUGGAGAUCCUCGGCACUCAGGGAAAGCCAGGCAUCGCUCACCGCGACCUCAAGUCCAAGAACAUCCUGGUGAAGAAGAACGGCACCUGCGCCAUCGCUGACCUGGGCCUGGCCGUGCGUCACGAGUCCAUCACGGACACCAUCGACAUCGCGCCCAACCAGCGGGUGGGCACAAAGAGGUACAUGGCCCCGGAGGUGUUGGAUGAGAGCAUCAACAUGCGCCACUUUGACUCCUUCAAGUGUGCCGAUAUCUACGCACUGGGGCUGGUCUACUGGGAGAUUGCUCGACGCUGCAACGCAGGAGGUAUUCAUGAAGAGUAUCAGCUGCCCUACUAUGACUUGGUUCCCUCCGACCCCUCCAUAGAGGACAUGAGGAAGGUCGUGUGUGAUCAGCGGUUACGACCCAACAUUCCCAACUGGUGGCAGAGCUAUGAGGCGCUGCGUGUGAUGGGGAAGAUCAUGCGCGAGUGCUGGUACGCCAACGGUGCGGCGCGGCUCACGGCCCUGCGCAUCAAGAAGACCCUGGCCCAGCUGAGCAUCGAGGAGGAUGUCAAGAUCUAAGGUGACUCCUGAAAGGAAGCGUGGGUGACCAUGUGAGAACUCAGCAAUGAGAUCCAACUGUCCUACUACUGCAAAACUAUCCUGCCAGUCAGAAAAAAAAGCCGCCGUCCACACUUUUGUGACAUGGCCUACCUCGCCUUCUUCUGCCAAAACUACUGAGUACUACAGUACCCACAGUCCUCUCCUUUUCCUGCCAGUUGUCCCAUGAUCCUCCACCCCCUACCUCCAGCCCUUCCUACUAAAAUGGCCGUCGACUGCAACUACUGAUCUUACUACUUUUACUGCAACUGCAACCACUAGUACUACACCCCCCCUCUGUGAAUAUAUGAAUAUGUGUAUUAUUUAUGGUGGGUAAAUAUUGCUGUAUAGUUUUGAAUUUGGUUUUAUUAUUUUUUCCUCAUUGUUUUUCAUGUCUAUUGAAGGUCUGGUGAAUUGACUCUUUGUGAUUCCGUGACCCAUGGUAAAUAGGUAGUAUUGGCUCAGAGGUUCCAUUAGGAUGUUUUUUUUUUUCUUUCUUUUUUUAAGGAACUUUCCAGUCAUCAAUAGGGAUUUAAAUCGUCCUCUUAUACGCAAGCAGAAGCGUAUCUCUCUUACACCGUCUCCAUGUUUCUCAGUAUGGCCAGCUCUGUUCUGCAGUUGGCGUGUUUUCAUUUGUCCUUUUUCCCCGUCUCGGGUUUAGCGUUGGGCGCGGUCGAUGCUGCGCGUGUCAGAGGUUAGUGGGCUAACACCGCUCAGUAGUGAGCACCGCUCAGCGCAGCCCGCUAAUCUGGAGCCCCAGCCUAAUCUGCAGCGCGCAGCCUAAUCUGGAGCCCCCGCCACCACAAACACCCCAUCUGACAGGCCGAGAGGGCACCGAGGGGCGUCGCGAGAAGGGCCGAGGGAGCGAGAGGGCAGGAGAUUACCGAGAGGGCCCGGCGACCCACCGCAGCCAGGGGGCAAGCUGCCGACAAAGACCAGCACUUCCACAUUAAGUACAGACAGCACCGCGCAGUCUGUAAACAGACUUAGCGCUGAAACCCCAUACGGAGACGGCUUUUUGUUUGAGUCCUCGAGGACCUGGUAGAGUAUCGACCAUAGGAAACUGUAGCCCACCAUAGAAACCACUCGUCACAUGACACUGGAGGAUUAAAGAGGUGUAAGUGAAUGAAGCAAAGUCCUACUGUAUGAAAACCUUUUAUAGA
This is a messenger RNA of Sardina pilchardus (European sardine), 2771 nucleotides long. Its product is annotated as activin receptor type-1B-like. NCBI's taxonomy places the organism in Eukaryota, Metazoa, Chordata, Actinopteri, Clupeiformes, Clupeidae. Gene Ontology annotation, biological process: cellular response to growth factor stimulus; nervous system development; protein phosphorylation. The record is from RefSeq and is a predicted model, not a curated record. The transcript has 9 exons. Gene Ontology annotation, cellular component: plasma membrane; activin receptor complex. Gene Ontology annotation, molecular function: activin binding; activin receptor activity, type I; ATP binding. Bases 88 to 1590 code for a protein of 500 amino acids.